Molecule: messenger RNA, 2091 nt
Organism: Eupeodes corollae
Lineage: Eukaryota; Metazoa; Arthropoda; Insecta; Diptera; Syrphidae
Product: protein disulfide-isomerase A3
Exons: 4
Coding region: 199-1668 (489 amino acids)
Biological process (GO): response to endoplasmic reticulum stress; protein folding
Cellular component (GO): endoplasmic reticulum
Molecular function (GO): protein disulfide isomerase activity
Source: RefSeq, a predicted model, not a curated record
GUUCACAUCCCGUCUUCGUACUUCGUUGCUUCGUUCCGCUGAGAUUAUUUUGGCCGGUGAAUUUUGUUAGAAGUUUCCUGCUCCUCAGCUUAAGUGCCACAAGAGCGUUUGGUAAAAGAAAAUAACACAAUUGAUUUGUGUUUCAGCGGUUUAGUUUAUUUUCAAAAAAUAUUACUCGAAUUGUAAUUUUAACACAAAAUGUCCCUGAAAUUAGCCGUCGUGGUGGCACUCCUUUGCGUUUUUGCAUCGGUAAACGGCGCUGAAGAAGAUGUUCUGGAACUUACUGAUGACACCUUUGAUUCAACAUUGGCACAACACGAAACAACGUUGGUCAUGUUCUAUGCACCAUGGUGUGGCCACUGUAAAAGACUGAAACCCGAAUAUGCCAAAGCUGCUGAGCUUCUUCGUGGUGACGAUCCACCAGUUGCUCUUGCUAAAGUCGAUUGUACCGAAGGUGGAAAGGAAUCUUGUAAUAAGUUCUCGGUUAGUGGAUAUCCAACUCUGAAGAUAUUCCGCAAUGGAGAAGUUUCUCAAGAUUAUAAUGGUCCACGUGAAGCAGCUGGUAUUGCUAAGUUCAUGCGAGCACAAGUUGGCCCAGCAUCAAAGGAAAUCAUUAGCGUUGAAGAAUUCGACAAAUUCUUAGCCGCAAAGGAAGCCGCGAUAUUUGGUUUCUUCGAAACAGAUUCAAAGGUGAAGAACAUUUUCACUAAAUUUGCUGACAAAAUGAGGGAGAAGUACCGCUUUGGACAUUCCAGUGCAAAGACUGUUUUAGAAAAACAAGGCGAAACUGAUGCCAUCAUUUUGUUCCGUGCACCACACUUGGCAAACAAAUUUGAACCAUCUUUUGUUAAAUUCGAUGGAUCUUCUGAAUUGGACCUGACAAACUUUAUCAAAGCUAACUUCCACGGUUUGGUUGGCCACAAGACCCAAGAUGUUGCCAGUGACUUCAAGAACCCCAUUAUCACUGCCUACUAUUCUGUCGACUACGCCAAGAACCCCAAGGGAACCAACUACUGGAGGAAUCGUGUUCUCAAGGUUGCCAAGGAGUUUGUUGGACAGCUUAACUUUGCCAUUGCCGCUAAGGAUGAAUUCCAACACGAAUUGAACGAGUACGGCUAUGACUUUGUUGGAGAUAAGCCAGUGCUUUUGGCUCGUGACGAAAAGGGCUUGAAAUACACCAUGAAGGAUGAGUUCUCUGUUGAGAACUUGCAAACGUUUGCCCAGAAAUUGAUUGACGGAGAGUUGGAACCCUACAUUAAGUCAGAGCCAAUCCCAGAGAGCAAUGAUGCCCCAGUUAAGGUUGCCGUAGCAAAGAACUUUGACGAACUCGUAAUCAAUAACAACAAAGAUACACUCAUUGAGUUCUAUGCACCAUGGUGUGGCCACUGCAAGAAGCUCACUCCCAUCUACGAAGAACUUGCCGACAAACUGCAAGGCGAAGAAGUCGCCAUUGUAAAGAUGGAUGCCACCGCUAACGAUGUCCCACCAACAUUCAAUGUCCGUGGUUUCCCAACUCUGUUCUGGCUGCCCAAAGACGCCAAAGACAAACCAGUUUCAUACAAUGAAGGCCGAGAAGUCAAUGACUUCAUUAAAUACAUUGCCAAGCACGCCACCACAGAACUGAAGGCCUACGAUCGUAGCGGAAAGCCGAAAAAGACCGAGUUGUAAGAAGAUUGGCGCUCGAAAAAUAAAACAUCCAAUCAAUUGUAUUUUCAGUUAAGUUUCAUAAACACUAAGUUCCACAAAUCGAGUGAAAUAGCAUAUGUUAAUCAUUGUUGGACACUGGUUUUUUAUUAAACCGCUCAUUUUAAAAACGUAUAGUCAAGUCAGUUUUCAUUUAGUUUCUUUUUUUGCUUUUAAUUGUCGUUAAAAGUCGAUGUUUGUGUUAUCAUUAAAAAAAUUCCAUCUAUCGAAACAGACUUGAAAUAACUUUUUUACAUCUAAUUUAAUCUUAUUUGUAAAAUGUUAAAUUAUCUUAACACUUUUCCAUUUUAUCAGUUAGUUUUUUUUUCUGGAUAAUGAAUAGUGAUAAAACAGAUAUUUAGAAUAAAAAACAAUAAAAUCUUUUAUAAUAAAACAAAUUGGAAAUUA